Molecule: messenger RNA, 9848 nt
Organism: Oncorhynchus nerka (sockeye salmon)
Lineage: Eukaryota; Metazoa; Chordata; Actinopteri; Salmoniformes; Salmonidae
Product: IQ motif and SEC7 domain-containing protein 1-like
Biological process (GO): actin cytoskeleton organization; regulation of ARF protein signal transduction
Molecular function (GO): guanyl-nucleotide exchange factor activity; protein binding
Source: RefSeq, a predicted model, not a curated record
ACAUAUCUUCGUUUAUCUGUGCCACCACUAGUGCGAAGUUACCGCCUCUGUAGUUGAAAAUCGUUUGCUAAAUGCACUUUAUUUUUAUCAUAGGGGAUUUCAGAAAUUAGCAGAGGAUUAUUUUAUUGGUUUCCCUGAACCGUCGCGACACAGGCAAGUGGAAACUCCUUAUACCGAUAAAGUAUGUAUAUUGGAGACGUGUGAACUAUUUUACGUUUAUAUUAUUUUUCAGCUAACAAUUUUCUGAAAGAAACUGGACUGUCGAAAGAUUUGUAGAGGACUCGAUCGAGUAGGCAAUUAUCCGUUAUGGAUGCGUGACGUUGAUCGCAGUGCGGUGAUAUUACAAGGAACACGGGCAAAGCUGUAGCCUAAAAGGCAAUCUCAAGCUGUUGGAUGUGGUCUGUACAGGGCAGGGGUGAGGACUUGGACCUCAACUAUGAAAUGAAUCAGUCGUCCAACGUCUUCAUUUUUUUUCCCCAAAGACACAUCUAGUCAUGGGGUGAAGAGGAUGAGGUAGAGACUGCGGGGAUAGUCUAUAUGGGAGGGAACAUGGAAUUUUCUCUAUUAUAUCAUCUUUGACAAAAACUGCUUAUUAGUGGGAGACCAUUACAAGCCAUUUUGCCCGACCCCUUUCCCCUUUCCCUUUUUAGCAGGAGAGACAGACAACGUUUAGUGAUCAUUAAUACUUUAGGAAAUAAUCAAUGUAAUUGCACCACAACACUUGGCUGUUGAGAUCAUAACACAUCUCGACUGAAGUUAACAAGGAGAACACGGGUUUAUGACAAGUGCCACUGGUGUGUAUUCUCUUUAUUUGACUGAUCUUUUAUUACACAGUAUGUUUGCCUCUCUAUAAGAGAGAAUAAUAUUGAAUUGUCAAGAUGGCUAUGGUGCAUUUAUUGUUUCAGAUUUCAACUAUACCUCUCUGUCUUUUGUUUCUCUACCUUGAUCCAUCUCUCUUUUAUGGUUUGAUUUUGGUUGAUAAUUUGGAAUAAUGACACCUGACGCCCAAAGCCCUGGAUUUCAACCCUCCACCAUCCUUCAAGAUGCUGAAUUUAAAGACACUAAGUAUUCAGCUAACCCCAGUCAGUUGUACCACUUACUUGUUUUUCAACUUUGCACCGUUAUCUUGGUUUAGCCAUCUCUUAUGGACCUAGAACAAUUGCAGCCAACCCCAUCUUGCAUUGUGAUAUUUGAUAUGUAAUAAUUAGAGAAACUGUCGACACACUCUGUUGUGUCCCUUGACCUCUCUGAAUCUCUGAAAGGCUUUUUGCGUAAAGUAGAAAGGGACAAAAACAAUCUCCAAGUUCAUCUUCCUCCAGCCCCCCUGUCCGUCCUCCCCUCUCCCCCCCCACUCAUCAGGGCUGGUGGGGGGGUGGGAUCUGGAGCUCCAGGGUCGUAGCGGCGGAGGUGGUGGUACCCUGGAGCCUCCCUGGAGCAAGGCCUCCCACCAUGGAGACCAGCCCCGAGAGCCCCAACCGUGCCGUGGAGUACCUCCUAGAGCUCAACAACAUAAUCGAGAGCCAGGCCAAGCUGCUGGAGACACAGCGGCGGCGCAUCGAGGAGCUGGAAGGCCAGCUGGACCGAGUCAGCCAGGAGAACCAGGACCUGAGGCUGGAAAGACCCACUCCUCCACGAGCCCCGAAGCUCCCCGAACAGAACCAUAGCAACACCAACCACAGAUCAGAGAAGCCCCCCUCCCUGCCCAUCCACCCUGGCAGCAGUAGUGGAGGUAAUGGCAGCACCACCAGCCCGGUCACCGCCCCACCCCCUGCGGUGGUGGUGCCCCCUGCAGGGCCGAGCCGGGAGAGACGUGGCCACACUAGGCUGACCCGGGGCAUGUCCUGUGGCUCGAACCCAGCCGAGAGGGAGCAGCGGGAGAGACUGGAACACACAGACAGCUCGGAUACCAACAGCUCCACCAUCCGCAGAAAUGUCAGGCAGUCACCAUCUUACUCAAGCUAUCCAAUCUCUGCUCCCACAACCCCUACUGCAGCCAGCCCCUAUGCCACCCUCCUCCCCACCAGUCUGACUGUUAACAGCUUCUUCAGCCUCCAUCAGUACUGCUGCCCCUCGUCUGCCAAACACUCGCAGCAGGCAAGUGUGGAAGCAGAAACCCGAUGUGUGGAGCCGCCAGGGCCCCACAUAGACGGCCCUUACAGCCAGACCACAGCGUACCUGCGUGGCACCGAGCGCUACAGUGACAACAGCAGGUGUCCUGGUCCUCCAGGUCCCCGGGGACUUCCGUGUGUGGCCCCUCCCAGCUCGGCCAGCCUUGCCUGGGCACUGCGAACACGUCAUCAGCCUGCCAGUCUGGCCCUCCGCAAGCAAGAGGAGGAGGAGAACAAGAGGUGCAAGGCCAGUCUCUCUGACAGCUAUGAGCUCUCCACAGACCUACAGGACAAGAAGGUGGAGAUGUUGGAGAGAAAGUACGGUGGCUCCUUCGUGAGCCGCAGAGCAGCCCGGACCAUCCAGACGGCCUUCCGCCAGUACCGUAUGAACAAGAACUUUGAGCGCCUCCGCAACUCCGCGUCCGAGAGCCGCAUGACACGACGCAUCAUCCUGUCCAACAUGCGGCUGCAGUACUCAUUUGACGACCGCCAGGCGCAGCAGCAGGGGACCGGAACACAGACAAACUUCACACACAGUGUGGGUAUCGGCCCUCCUCAUUCACCUGACACAGAGCGGACAGGAGACUACACACACCUAGAAGACUCCUUCUCCAAACAGGUAAAGUCCCUGGCUGACUCCAUAGAUGACGCCCUGACCUGCCGUGGAGGACGGGAUGACUCCCAAGAGGGUAGCAGGGAGGGCGGAGGCAUCAGUGAUGACUUUGGGGAGUGUGUGUGGAGCAGCAGCAGUAACCCCUCAUCCCGCAGAGGCCUGGGUGAGAGAUCCCGAGGAGGUGGAGGAGGCCUCAGCAUGCACGGAGACAGCACAGCCACCUCCUACAGUGAUGUCACUCUAUACAUGGAUGACUGCAUGCCCUCCUCGCCCCUGUCUCUGGACCGGGCCCCCAGCAGCACAGACACAGAGUACUGGGGCCCCAGGGGAGGCGUGGGGGGCCGUGAGGACAGCAGGGAUACUGAGGGAGGGGGUAGUAGUAACAGCCGUCGCAGCACCCCCUGCACGGAGUGUCGAGACUACCGUCUAAGGGGCGCCCACCUGCCCCUGCUCACCAUCGAGCCCCCCAGCGACAGCUCCGUGGACACUAGCGACCGUUCAGACCGUGGCUCCCUCAGCAGACAGAUCUAUGAGCAGGAGCCAGCAGGAGGAGCAGGCUCGCCUCAGGGAACACUCAAACACUCCCCUAACACUCCCCGCCCUGUCUCCACAACAGCAGCGCAGGGCCAGACCCGGGCCCCUGGCCGGGGCCCCCCCCUGCCCACUCACAUCCCCCAUCACGUGGCACACCACCAUCACCACCACCCUCACCACCACCAGUACCCAGACACCCCCUCGUCAUCGUCCUCCCCCCAGCAGCCCCCCACCACCCCCCUGUCCUCCUCCUCCUCUGCUGCGCUGCCCCCUGGUGGCCUAGAGCAGCCCUGUCUAUCUGACGGGGACAACGACUCUCUCAACUCCACCACCAACUCCAAUGAGACGGUGAACUGCAGCUCUGGCUCCUCGUCUCAGGACAGCCUGAGGGAGCCCCUACCCCCUCUGGGCAAGCAGACCUACCAGAGAGAGAGUCGACACAGCUGGGACUCACCGCCAUUCAACAACGACGUGGUGCAAAGACGCCAGUACCGCAUCGGACUCAACCUAUUCAACAAGAAGCCAGAGAAAGGGAUCCAGUACCUGAUCGAGAGAGGCUUUGUGUCCGACACUCCGGUUGGGAUCGCUCGCUUCAUCCUGGAGAGGAAGGGCCUGAGCAGACAGAUGAUUGGAGAAUUCCUUGGUAACCGGCAAAAACAGUUCAACAAGGACGUACUAGAUUGUGUGGUGGACGAGAUGGAUUUCUCUGGGAUGGACCUGGACGAUGCUCUGAGGAAGUUCCAGGCCCAGAUCAGAGUUCAAGGAGAAGCCCAGAAAGUAGAGAGGCUCAUAGAGGCUUUCAGUCAGCGGUACUGUGUGUGUAACCCAACGCUGGUCCGCCAGUUCCAGAACCCAGACACCAUCUUCAUCCUGGCCUUCGCCAUCAUCCUCCUCAACACGGAUAUGUACAGCCCUAACGUUAAGGCAGAGAGGAAGAUGAAGAUAGAGGACUUCAUCAAGAACCUCAGAGGAGUGGACAAUGGCCAGGACAUUCCCAGGGAUCUGUUGGUUGGGAUCUACCAGCGCAUCCAGAAGUGGGAGCUAAGGACCAAUGAUGACCACGUGUCUCAAGUGCAGGCGGUGGAGAGAGUCAUAGUAGGCAAAAAGCCUGUGAUGUCUCUGCCACACCGCAGGCUGGUAUGCUGCUGUCAGCUCUAUGAGGUGCCUGACCCCAACCGACCCCAAAGGACAGGAGUACACCAACGGGAGGUCUUCCUGUUCAAUGACCUGCUGGUGGUGACUAAGAUUUUCCAGAAGAAGAAGACUUCUGUGACGUACAGUUUCAGACAGUCCUUCCCUCUAGUGGAGAUGCAAGUCCACAUGUUCCAGAACUCAUACUACCUCCACGGUAUCCGCCUGACCUCAGCAGUGUUGGGUGGGGACAGUAAGGUCCUUAUCGUGUUCAUGGCUCCCAGUCAGCAGGACCGCACCCGCUUUGUCAGUGACCUGAGAGAGAGUAUAGCUGAGGUGCAGGAGAUGGAGAAGUACAGAGUAGAGUCUGAGUUGGAGAAGCAGAAAGGGGUGAUGAGGACUGGCCUGCUGACCGGCUUGGUCGGAGGCGGAGUGGGGGUGAAGGGUGAGGUGGUGAACGGCACCCUGGGAAGGCCCAGUCUAGAUGACAACUACUCUGCAGGAGAGGGACUGAAACGCUCCGCACUCAGCUCAUCCCUCCGAGACCUAUCAGACGGAGGGAAACGUGGUCGCAGUAACAGUGUUGGCUCCCUCGACAGUACCAUGGAAGGUUCCAUCAUUAGCAGCCCCCGGCCCCACCAGUGUUACCCGGUUCCGGGCGUGAUCCCAGGCUGCUACCCUACAGAAGACUACCGGCCGCAUCGCCCCAUCCUGAGCCCCGGAACAGGGGUGGGGGGUGGGCCGGGGCAACAACAGACCGCUGCUGGGAUGGGAGUUGGAGGGGUUCCCAGCAGUGUAGAGAGAGCAGGAGUGGGGAGCGGCCCUGGGGGGGGCAAUACGGGCUCCUUCCUGGGCUCUCUAUUCGGCAGCAAACGCGCCAAACCGCCAAGUCCCCUUAUACCACCGGGGCCACCCUACCCCGCCCCUGUCCCCCCACCCACUACGGGAGGGCCCCCUCCUCACUCCCCAUCAUCUCUGUGCCAGUCAGAGGGGGGCCCUUCCAAGAUCCAGGCCCUGCAUGCUCAGUACUGCCACACAGCCGUCGUGCAGCCCCCUCCCCCCUACUACCAUCACCAUCGCUACCACGUCCAAGCUGGCCCUCCUCCCUUGCCAGGCGGGGGCGUGCCCCCUCAUAUCCUUCAGAGAGGGCCGCUCCCCUGUCGCCCUCCUUUUGGCCCCCCUCACGCCCAGCUCCAGCAGCUGGCCCAUCUCUCCCAGUUUUCCCAGCAUGGCAUGCAGGGUCGCUACGGCAACAUAGCGGUGGGCUGUCCUCCCCCCCUUUCUCCUCACUCCCAACAUUCCCAGAACCCCCAGUUCGCCCUGUACCACACGCAAACCCCACAAUCUAUCAGGGGAGGCGCUGUGCCAAGCAAACCUCCUCUGACUUUGUCUCACUCCCACCCGCACCCCCACGCUCACUCCCACACCCACCGGCACCCACUCAGUGCCGCGCCACACCCCACCGCCCACCCACAUCAGUCUCACUUCAUUUUUGGCACGCUGCCCCACCAACAUCAGCACCAGCAGCCGCCCGCCUCCGUCAACGCCCAUCACGCUACGUCCGCCGCCCAGUAUCAGCCCCAGUACCCUCCUCUCUCUUCCAUCCCCCUCCCCCCCACUCCCCUUUACCCCCCUUCUAUCCCCCUUACCCCUCUUACGCCUCUCUGCCCUCACCCCCCCCAGCACCCCGGGCAGCCUCAGCAGGGGCCCCAGGUGACGGGGGCUGGGGCGACUGGCACAGGGGUCAGCUCCAAAUCCAAACCUAUCAACCGGAUCAGCACGGUAGUGUGAGGAACAGAACAUGGGGGCACCGAGGGCAGAGGUCAGAGGGCACGAUGGAGGAAGUGGGCAGAGCUAGGGCCAGGGCUUGUAGAGGUGAGCAGGACAGCAGCAGCAGUAACAACAGCGCCAGUGACAAAAAGAAACGCAACUUAUUUCGCCUCUGCUACUUUCAUCUCCGCUUCCCACACAUGUAGACAGAGAGACCAGAAGAGAGAGUUGGAGCUGGAUAGCAUGCAUAUACCUGAACAUACAAACAUACCUUCACACAUACAGUACAGGACACACAGGCAGAAUCAACACACAUAAAGCAAAAAACGCCCACAUGUAUGCACACAAAUAUGUUUGUGUAUAGUAUAGGCAAAGGCUAGCACAAUCAUGUAUAUAACACAUACACUCAGUGGUCAGUUUAUUAGGUACACCCAUCUAGUACUGGGUCGGACCCCACUUUGCCUUCAGAACAGCCUGAAUUCUUCAGGGCAUGGAUUCUACAAGGUGUCGGAAAUGUUCCACAGGGAACAGAUUGGACGGCAGUACAUUGGGUUUGGUCAACAAUGUUCAGAUACACUGUGGCGUUCAGUCGUUGCUCAAUUAGUUUAAAGGGACCUAACGUGUGCCAGGAAAACAUUCUCCACAACAGUACACCACUACCACCAGCCUGUACCGUUGACACCAGGAAGGAUGGAUCCAUGGGCUCAUGCUGCUUAUGCUAAAUCCUGACUCUCCCAUCAACAUGACGCAACAGGAAUCGGGAUUCGUCAGACCAGGCAUUGUUUUUCCACUCCUCAAUUGUCCAGUGUUGGUGAUCGCCCACUGUAGCCGCUUCUUCUUGUUUUUAGCUGAUAGGAGUGGAACCUGGUGUGGUUGUCUGCUGCAGUAGCCCAUCCGUGACAAGGAUCGACGAGUUGUGCAUUCCGAGAUGCCGUUCUACACACCACUGUUGUACAGCCCCGUUAUUUGUCUGUCUGUUAGCUUGCCUUCGACCUCUCAUCAACAAGCUUUCGCCCAACAAGUUUUAGCCCAGAGGACUGCAGCUAACUGGAUGUUUUCGCACCAUUCUCUGUAAAACCUAGACACUGUAGUGCAUGAAAAGCCCAUGAGGGAGGCUGUUUCUGAGAUACUGGAUCCGACGGGCCGAUCAUACCACGCUCAAAGUCACUCAGAUCACUAGUUUUGCCCAUUCUGUUCGAUCAAACAGUAACCAAAUGAAUCGAUGCCUGUCUGCCUACUUUAUAGAGCAAACCACAGCCACGUGACUCGCUCUCUGUAGAAACUAUACAUUUUUCUGAACGGGUGGUGUACCUAAUAAACUGGCCACUGAGUGUAUACUGCAGUUGUAUAGAGUUUCCGUUGCAGUUUCUCAGGUGUAUUCUAUAAGCUCUCAGCACACAAACUCAUAAGGGAGAGUCACAGGUAGGAGCAAUGAGGUAGAUUGUUGAAGUUGGCAGCAGGCAGGAAAAAGCAUCACACACACACACACAAUUAACCAUUUAUAUAGCCAUAGAACGGAUGCUAGUAGUAAAUGUACAGUAGAGGGCCUAUAACCCAGUGUUUCACUGUCUGAAGUAUUAUUGGAAACUCUGGACACUGCCAAGACAUGAGCUUGAAACUGUUUUAAACACAGGUACCAACAUGUAAUUGUGCAACGUUAUUAAUUGGACAAAUCUAGUCUCUCGUAAUGAAGGAAGCAACCAAGAUUUGGUUCUCUGUCGUGGAGAUUCGGAUAAUGCUGACCAAUAGUAAGAGCAACCCCACCCACCUGGAGCUGAAACAGUCUUCAACGAUAAAUACAUUCCAGCGGGGUUGUGCAUUGUAAACAGCCAUUGAAGAUAGUUGCAAAAAAUGUCUCUUGACUUUGCAAUAAUUUAUUCAGCUUAAUGUCUUUGUUCAUUUCCAUGGCAGGUCUUCAUCACUGAAAGGUAUCCUUUUUGAAUGUAGACCUCAGAGAAAUGUUGCUUUGUCUUAAACUUUUAUGACUAUUGCACGGUUCAAUAGCAGUCUUAGGCUCUAUGGUCUUCUACAUGUUAAGAGAAGUCAUCUAAUUUCAUAAGAUUUACAUGCAUUCCCUAUGGGGUGUGUGGAUUAAUGAUACUACAAAUCAUAUUUUUGAAUGUUUUUAAGCUUUUUUUUGCUGUUGAAUAAAUGUUACAUAUAUACUUGCUAUGAGUAUGAUGAAUAUUGUCUAAUAACAUAACUGUUUUGAUCCAGUGAUUAAUUAUAUAUAAAUAAUUGAUUGAUUAGAUGUUUGAUUAUAAAUGAUUAUACAGAGGAUAUAUACACAUGUAUUAAUUCCCUCAUACUUUUGAUAUGUAACGAGGGUGUUAUAAAGUGUGAUUUCUUUUUGUUCUCUAUGAUGAUUGCCAUCGAUAACUUCUAUUAUCAGUUAUUAUUAUUGAUUGUUGAAAAUAUUAGUUCAUAUUUAUGAUUAUUUUUUGUUAUAAUAUAGUUGUGUACCCUCUCUAUCUCCCUCCCUCUCUUCUGAACUUACAGUGGCAGUGUCUAAAAAUGGGGUCAUUGGAUUCUAAAUUCACCUUAACAGAUUGGUGACCAUUUUAAAUUAUGUCUAUGUAGUCUUAUAUGUUUUGAAUCAACUCUUUCCAGACCCCUUCGAAAUAUCCUCUUAAGGGCUUUGACCUUUGACCUGGUCAUGUACAAUGACCCUCAUUUAAUCGGUGACCCUGCCGUUUAUGUUCUCUCUAUUAUCAGGAGACUCGCUUACAAGCAUCAGGUCUUGUUGAGAGUGUCUCACAUGGUGUGUGUUUGGACAGUAUAUGUCUUUGAACAAGCACGCUUUGUAAUGCAGUUUUGUGAUUUUGCACACGUGGUGUCUUAAAGUCAGAAAUGGCAUUAUUUUAAAAACGCUACUCCCAUACCCCAUUGCCAGUCCUCAGAGAACUCACCACCACUCAAAUACCCUUCACCCCAGCAACCUUACUGAAUGUGCUUGUCAUUAGAUCAAACAAGUUUGCUCAUCUUCUCCUCUAUCAUCUCUGUCGACCCCCUUUUGAACCUCCUCUCUCUGUCCUUCUAUUGCACUGUGUUAGAACAAUGCUGGGUUUGAGAAGGGACAAAAGGGAAUGAUUACAUUUUAGGAUGGUAAGAUGUAGUUAGAAAUGUUAGACAAUACUUGUUCAAACUAAGAUACAGAUUGAAUAGGAGUAUGUGUAGUCAGGGAAAAAUAAGAGGUUUCAGGGGUGGUUAAUGUUGAAGCUUUGUGUUGGCUAUUUCCUGUCUAAUUUCCUCUGUAUUGUACCUUUGUGACCCCUCUUGCAUGAAUAUAUCUGCACUUAUUGAAUGGAUUGUACUGUAUAAACAUGAAUGUACAUAUUAUAUUACAAAUACUUCAUAACUUUGGAAAUAAAUAUUUCCAUUUUGUUAUUAAGGUGUGUGCGUGUGCGCGUGUGAGCGUGCAUGCCUGCGUGUGUGAGAAAGAAAGAGGAGCAGGGGGACUUUGUUCCGAUUGAAUAUUGAAUUAUUUUUAUUUUAGACUGAAGGUUAGAUAAUAAAUUGAAGAACUGAAAUGUUUGUAUGUCAGAGCUCUAAUUGAUAUUAUUUUAAACAUACAACAAGUAUGAUCCUAAGAAUUUAAUUUGUGUAUGUAGUAAGUGUAAACUGAAAGAAUAGAGAAUUGAGAUGUGAGUAUUUAUUGCUUUUGACAUAUUAAAAAGUGUCCUUGCAGUGAA